AUGGCCGCUGCGACCGCCGCCCCCGGCGCGCCCUCCGAACCCAGCAGCAUCUUCGCCGUCCCCCGUCCCAUCCGCUCCCUCUUCAAGCUCUUCCCGCUGCACACCUACGAGCCGGAGCCUCUUCCCGCCCGCGCGCCAGAACAGUCGCGGCCCCGUGCACAACUAUACAUCUUCUCAUCAGACGAGGAUGCGCUCAAGGGCCGACCAAGCUUCAAUCCCACCUGUUUAAAGUGGCAGACAUAUCUGCGCAUGGCCAACAUCCAAGUCGACCUCGUCCCGUCCACGAACCACGCCUCCCCAUCCGGCGCCUUGCCAUUCCUCCUCCCCCCAACGACCGACUCGAGACCAGACAUUCCCCUCACGGGCACCAACAUAUCCCGCUACGCGCACAAGUACUCCAGCUACUCGUCAGUACGGGAAUCCGCCUGUCCCCGAGCAGAAGCGUACCUCGCGCUAAUAUCCCAAUCCAUCCGUCCAGCAUGGGUAUGUUUCCCCCCCCCGGCCAUCACAACCAACCGCACACUAACCAAACGCCUUCAGCUCCACGCGCUCUACAUCUCGCCCGGGCACACCCCCCUCCUCGCAAGACUAUACCUCCCGCCGUCGCCCCUCGUGUCAACGCCGCUCCUGCACACCCUCCGCUCCGCAGCGACAAGCGAGAUCCUCAAAACGACGCGCCGACCGCUCCUCCUCCCCGAGCAGCUGUACGGCGACGCCAGGACCGCCUUCCAGACGCUCGACACGGUCCUAGGCUCCGACGAGUGGUUCUUUGGCGCGCCCGAGCCAGCUCUGUUCGACGCCGAGGUCUUUGCGUACACGUACCUGAUUCUAGAUGCCUCGUUCGGGUGGCAAGACGAUGCGCUGCGGGCCUGCCUCGAGGGGUGUGGCAGGCUCGUCGAGCACCGGCGCAGACUGUACGAAUGGUGUUGGCACUAG
Metarhizium acridum CQMa 102 is the source of this 936-nucleotide messenger RNA. Lineage: Eukaryota; Fungi; Ascomycota; Sordariomycetes; Hypocreales; Clavicipitaceae. The record is from RefSeq and is a predicted model, not a curated record.